This is a messenger RNA of Prosopis cineraria, 1837 nucleotides long. RefSeq names its product malate dehydrogenase, chloroplastic-like. NCBI's taxonomy places the organism in Eukaryota, Viridiplantae, Streptophyta, Magnoliopsida, Fabales, Fabaceae. Gene Ontology annotation, cellular component: cytoplasm; mitochondrion. Bases 335 to 1594 code for a protein of 419 amino acids. Gene Ontology annotation, molecular function: L-malate dehydrogenase (NAD+) activity. The transcript has 2 exons. Gene Ontology annotation, biological process: malate metabolic process; tricarboxylic acid cycle. The record is from RefSeq and is a predicted model, not a curated record.
GGGACAAACAACAGAUUCCAUUAUAAGCAGUGUUAGCUUUGCAUUUGAAGGAAACAGGUACGAAGCUCAUAGGCGGAGUUUCCAAGCCUGAAGGGGGUUCACAUUUGCAUCGUUAAAAUAAAACCCUCUUCCCCUAAUUUAUCGCCCGAUAAAACCCAUUCUUGGCAGUAGUGGAUCCAGUUCUCUUCGUCGACGAACAAGCAUCCCAUACUCUGCCGGACGCCGUCCACCGUUGUCAGCCCUGGGUGCUUGUUCUCGGGCAAGCAGUGAAGAAAGUUCGAACCCUAGGGCUUUUUCUACUCCCAAAAUCUGGUUCGCCUGUGGAGUUAAUACUAUGUGUACUACAGACAUUGAGAUGGCUGCAGCAUCAGCAACAACCUUUACAAUUGGAUCAGCCACCUCCCUCAGCCAUCGAGGGAGCUCGCUUCCCCAAUCAAAACCCUUUGAUUUAAGGUUAAAGUCUCAGAAUUCUCUGAAGAACUUCAGCGGUCUCAAGGCAGCAUCCAUCAUUAGCUGUGAGGCAGAAACAUCCUUCUUGGGCAAGGAAACUUGUGCUGCUUUGAGGGCAUCUUUUGUACUCAAAGCUCAAAAGCCAAACGAAAACCUCCGAUAUCACUUGCAGCCCCAAGCUUUCUACAAAGUGGCAGUUCUUGGUGCCGCUGGAGGAAUUGGUCAACCUUUAGCUCUUCUGAUCAAGAUGUCCCCAUUAGUUUCUGACCUUCAUCUGUAUGAUAUUGCCAAUGUCAAGGGAGUUGCGGCUGAUCUCAGUCAUUGCAAUACUCCCUCACAAGCUAAGGAUUUCACUGGAGCUUUUGAGUUAGCAAACGCUUUGAAAGGUGUAGAUGUAGUUGUCAUCCCUGCUGGAGUUCCAAGAAAACCUGGCAUGACUCGUGAUGACCUUUUCAACAUUAAUGCUGGCAUUGUGAGAGACUUAGUUUCUGCUGUUGCAGAUAACUGCCCUGAUGCUUUUAUUCAUAUUAUCAGUAACCCAGUAAAUUCUACCGUGCCUAUUGCUGCUGAAGUUUUGAAACAGAAGGGCGUCUAUGAUCCUAAGAAGCUCUUUGGUGUUACUACCUUGGAUGUUGUGAGGGCGAACACAUUUGUUGCUCAGAAGAAGAACCUGAAGUUGAUUGAUGUUGACGUCCCAGUUGUGGGGGGUCAUGCGGGGAUCACCAUUCUUCCUCUGUUGUCAAAGACCAAACCUACUGUAAGUUUUACUGAUGAAGAAAUCGUACAGUUAACUGUCAGGAUUCAGAAUGCUGGAACGGAAGUUGUUGAAGCUAAGGCAGGUGCAGGGUCUGCCACUUUGUCAAUGGCGUAUGCAGCAGCUAGAUUUGUGGAAUCAUCUCUUCGUGCACUUGAUGGAGAUGGGGAUGUGUAUGAGUGCACUUAUGUGCAAUCAGAAGUGACUGAGCUCCCAUUCUUUGCUUCAAGGGUAAAGCUGGGAAAGAAAGGAGUGGAAGCUUUCAUAACAUCUGACCUCCAAGGGUUGACUGAGUAUGAGCAGAAGGCAGUGGAAGCACUUAAACCAGAACUUAAGGCUAGUAUCGAGAAGGGAAUAGAUUUUGCUUCAAAACAAGCAGUUACUGCCUAAGCGUCCUUUGAAGAAAGAAGAUUUAUUAAAGAAUAAGCACUUCGUACUAGAUUUAUGAACAUUUGUUGUAGCAUCAAUCAUUCGGCUUCCAUUUUUGUAGAAAUGGAGUUUCCAAUUUUGUUGUCUUUUGUUGAGCUCUCAAGUUUGGUGAGAUAUCUCAGUACAUCACUAGUGCUGUCAUGUAGAAUUUUAAAGAACACUGACAUUCUCGUCAGAUUUUGAGAAAUAAUUCCUUUUCGCCAA